This is a messenger RNA of Pristis pectinata (smalltooth sawfish), 2589 nucleotides long. RefSeq names its product interferon-inducible GTPase 5-like. Gene Ontology annotation, cellular component: membrane. The transcript has 2 exons. The record is from RefSeq and is a predicted model, not a curated record. Gene Ontology annotation, molecular function: GTP binding. Lineage: Eukaryota; Metazoa; Chordata; Chondrichthyes; Rhinopristiformes; Pristidae. Bases 1 to 1347 code for a protein of 448 amino acids.
AUGUCUGGUGUUCUAUCCAACCUGUGCUACAGCGCCCAAGAUGUGAAGGAUCUGGCGGCUGCUUAUCGCCGUGAUGGUGAGAAGGGUCGUCAAUCGUUCAUCGAGAGCAAAUCCAAGCAGUUCGCCAACGUGCAGCUUCGGAUUGCGGUGAUGGGUGAAUCCGGGGCGGGCAAAUCGACCCUGAUCAACGCUUUGCUCGGGUUGGAUGAGGAUGAAGAAGGGGCUGCCCCAACCGGCUGUACGGAGACCACCACAGUAAUAACACCUUACCCCCACCCCACCCUCCCUAACGUUCACUACUAUGACUUCCCCGGACUGAACACGCCCAAAUUCCCCAUGAAAACGUUUAUGAAAAAUACCCAGUUUUCCCAGUAUGAUUUGGGCAUCAUUGUGACCGACUCUCGGUUCACGGAGAACGACCAGUUACUGGCCAAGGCGCUGGAGAAGGCAGGUAAACCCAUCUACCUGGUGCGCUCCAAGAUCGACGACACUGUCAGGGCGGAGAGCCGCAGGAAGGGUUACAACCAGGAGCAGAUGUUGCAGCGUGUGAGGGAACAGUGCAUCUCCUCACUGAAGGCGGCAGCGAUAAAGGAACCUCGCGUUUUCCUCUAUUCCGCCUUUGACCUGGAUCAGUACGACUUCCCCAAGUUAAAGGAGAUCGUUGUGUCCCAUCUCUCGGAAGCUGCGAUAGACAGUAAACGCGAUGCUCUGCGGGGUUUCAUCCAGAUUGUGGCCGUCCUCUCGGGGGUUAUAAGUGCAAAUCCGGUGCCGGGUUUGUCCCUGGCCUGUGACCUGCCCGUCAUUGCAUCGGGUAUCCUGAUCAUACGGCAGACCCUGGGGCUGGACGACAGGUCUCUGGGCAAACUGGCCCAGAGAGUGGGGACAAGUGUGGCGGAGCUGCGGAGAGGUACCGAGCACGACUGGGUGUUCGGGGAGAUCACCCGGGAGCAGGUGAUACUGUUGCUGCAGAGAAGCACCGUGGCGGCGCUGACAGCUGUGGAGCUCGUCCUGGACUUUGUCCCCAUUCUGGGCUCUAUCUUUGGGGCGACAACGUCCUUUGGGGUGACUUUCGCGAUGCUGAACAAUUCACUGAAUGAAAUGGUGGAAACAGCUGAAAUAGUCCUGAGAAAUGCCAAGGCAGCAGCUUCUGGUAAUUUUUUUUCUUUUAGGGGGAGGUGUUACGAGCCCAGGUUGCUACUUGAUGAGUGUCCCUGUAGUUGCCAGAAUGGUAGUGUGUGGCUUUGUCUGACGACUGUGAGUGGGAGCAGGGAGCUUCUCUAUCUGGAAUGCUGCAGGUGUCUGAAGGAGGAUUCAUUGAAGUGCUGGAAACUGCAAAUAUAUCUGUGAGCUGAUUCUCAAACCCAGCAACAGAGCGGGGGUGGGGGAAGAGACAGAGAGUGAAUGAGAGAGUGAGAGAGAGAAAAGAGUUGGUAGCACUCACUGCCAGUCUCUGUAUCUAUGGGUGAAGCACAAUCGUUGUGACUGUCACUUUUCAAUCCAUACAUGGAUUUUUGGAGCAAUCCGUGGAGUCCACUUUGUCGUUAACCUGUACCUGGAAUGAGGUAUAUCAGUGGGCGGCCACGUAUCGAGUGCCCUCGGUGUGGCAGAUAUUUCUGAACCAAGCAACGGAGAUACUUCGGCUAUUGUGGCGUCAUAUUGGUUCCAUCGUGGAACUUGUGGAAUUUGUAAACACCUUCUCUCUACAUUCUACUCUACAUUCUAACGUGGUUUUCAGAAGCCUUUGCUCAUCGUUUUGCUUCAUGACUUGCUGAACUGAACUGGUUUACCAUGAUAUAACUUUGAGAACUGUUUCUGGACUUGGUGGUUUGGGAACAAGCCACACACAUACUUUGGUUUAUUUUGAUCGACGUCUGAUAUCUAAUGUUCUCUUUUCUCUUAUUAUUACAAGUAGUUAAUAGAUUCUAACAUUUAAACAUGGCUCAUUGUGUUUCUAUUGUUGCUGGUACAUAACAGUACCCUGGUGUUUUAACCAUGCCCAGAAUUGUUCAGGAGAAGGAGCGACUGAGGGAAAUGCACAGUUUAUUGUUCAUCACAAUUGUUAUCAAAACAAGGUUUAGUUGGAACUGGACGUGUUGGAUGGAGCCCAGCUCAGGGCAGUUGGGCUGAAUGUCCUCUCUACUCAUGAUGUGUGUGGAUAUCCCAGCCCUAUGGUAGUUCUAUGUCCCACUGCUGUGUGCAUUCUUUUAUUCAUUUCCAGCAUGUGCACCAUUGACAGUGUCAGCAUUUAUGUUCUUGGACUGUUGGCUCCUCCGUUCAGAGUGCAGGAGACCAAAAGAUUCCUGCCGAACGGGCAGCCAGAUGGGUUUUAGUGACAACCAAGAACGUUCAUGGUCACCCACACUGAUCCUGCCUUCAAUCCCAAUGCAUUCCGUUCACUGAAUUUAAAUUCCUCAGCCCGACUGUGAUUUGAAUACAUCUUCCUGGAUUAUUUUGUCCAAGUCUCGAUCCAGUAUCCAGACCUGGAGGUCACUGAACACACCACUUUUCAUCAUAACACAAUUUCAUGCUUUUUUUCUGUUACUCGUUGAUGCACUUUUGAAUCAAGAAUAAAGUUAAGACAUAAGCCAA